CCGCUAUGAUCUGUCAUCUGUCAUUUUUCUAUAUCCUUUGUAUCAAAGAGUAAAGUAAUAUAUAGGGAAUAUAUUACUUUACUCUUUGAUAUGCUUUGUAUUUUCGACUAUGUAACAUGUAACUGUGGUGCAGUGAACUAUUAUAAUUGUGUGUUGUGAAAUAAAACUCAAGUAACCCAAGAUCAAGGACUUUCAUUUAUAUUACAUGGUGUCAGAAGUCAAGAAGAACUCAAGUCAAAAAAGUCGAAGUCUGGAAGACAGUCGGUCGCGAAAAUGGACCAGUCGAGUUCCGAGCCAUGCGGCGUGGGCGACCAUAAUGGCGUCCAAGGCCUAAAAUCACUGCAAAUUUCGUCAGAUUCCACAAAUAAUAAUGCGGAGGCGUGGAAACGCUGGUGGCAGCAGUUGGAGCUGUAUCUGUUGGCCACGGGUUUGGAUAAGGCACCCGAAAAGCGCAAGAUAGCUAUCUUGUUGCAUCUCAUAGGUGAAAAGGGCUUAAAUAUAUUCAAUACUUUCAACCUCACCAUUGAGAAGACCACGCUUGCCGAAGUCAAGUCCAAAUUUCAGAAUUUUUUUGAGCCCAGAAGGAACAUAACCAUGUGCCGUCACAUGUUCUUCACCAGAAAGCAACAGAAAUCCGAGUCGAUCGAAGGAUUCCUAGCAGAUCUGGAGAACAAAAGCCAAGAUUGUGAAUUUGGAACACUCAGGGAAUCGCUUAUCAGGGAUAUUUUCAUUGCAAAUCUGCAUAUGGAUUUAGCACAUGUACGUCAGAGACUACUCCAGGAACCUGAUCUGACAUAUCAGAAGAUGCGAGAACUGGCAAGAACACUGAUCGUCGCACAGCAGGAUGCUGAAAAAAUUGUCAGUAGUUCCAACGUUGAAAAGUCAGAAAAUGUACGUCGGAGGAGCCGUAGUCGAGGGGAUCGUCGACAGCGAGCUUCACCAGUCGGUCAGCAGGGUUCUGGCGCAGGGAAGUCUCCCAACCCUGAAAGGCGCUCGAGGACGUGUAGCCGCUGUGGGCAAUCUCACCGCUACAAGUGCCCAGCGCAAGGAGUCAAAUGCAGGUCAUGUAAAUCAUUUGGUCAUUUUGCUAAAUAUUGCUUCAAAAAUAAAAAUAUCAGUCAUUUAGAGUCGUUUAAUUCAAGUCAUAGUCAUAAUAAUAAUCAAGAUUAUUUUGUUGGAAUUUUGAAUAGUCAUAGCUCCAGUCAAAGUCAUAAGUCUAAUUGUCAUUUAAAGUCAUAUAACAGUCACUAUAAACAUGUCAAGUCAGCAAGCACACAGUCUCCACCACCACAAUUUACAUACAUACAUAGUCAGUCACAGUCAGGGAAUGAUUCCGGUGAUGACAUUGGUGUCAUUCCUGAGAGAUCUCACCGAGACUCAUAUUGUCAGUAUGAGAAAUUAAUUCUCAAGUCAUAUUUCAAAGAUGAUAAUGGUGAUAAUGUCAUGUCUGAGAGGUCUGAAAAGUACCUCGGUGAUGAAAGCAGUCACCAGUCAGAGAAAUCAAUUCUCAAGUCAUAUUGUCAUAAUUCAAAUAAAAGUUGUGAUAGUCAAAGUGUGUAUCUCAAUGAUGAGUACAGACACAUGUCUGAGGAAUCACCUCACACAAUCACAACAGUCACAUCACCAUAUCACAGUCAACAAGUCACAUCAUCAUUUAGUCAAGUCAAUACAGUCGAGUCAAAACAUAAACAUAACAUUAACAAUAGUAAACAGUCUUGGAACAUAAAUGUUAAAGUAGGUCAUUCACAAUUUAAUUGUAUCCAUUGACAUAUAUUCUAGCGAUAGACAAGAACAUCCAUACAAAUAAUUUACCCGCUUAUGUCGUCUGAUGACAUCUCGUUGACGUAUUGUGACAUGUAGUCAUCCUCAUUGAUGUUAAUUGCUGAAGUGUCGCUCGUAUUUUGCCUACAUUUUUCAUUACUCAAAAAGUUUAUAUCUAAGUGAAUUCAAAAUCAUGUAAUAUAUCAAAAAGUUUAUUUAUAUCUAAUUGAAUGCAAAAUCAUGUAAUAUAUUAAAACCAGGAACUUUUUUUUAGAGUUUUUAAUAUUAAUUACGAUGUUUUUUUUCUUAAGAGGGCUAUCACAAAUUUUCGCGAAUUUAAUUAUUUUUUCUUGAAAGUAAGAACAUACCAUGACAAAGUGAAGUCUGUUUUCAUUGAUAUUUUACCUACUGCCAGUUUUAGGGCACAUCUGUUUCUGUACGAUUUUCUUAAUCCAUAAUUUAAGAUGGCGGGCGGGAACAAAUUAAUGCAUAUUUGUAAAAUUGAAUUAUAAAUGAAAAGUAUGAUAUACAAGCGUUGUAAUAGCAUGAACAGCGUGUAAUUUUACUAACUUGACUCUCGAAUAGUUUAUAUGUGUAAGUUUAUACCUUGAUAUGUAUUUUCUAUUUUAUAAUUGUCGUUUCAUAGACAUCCAUCUGACGCAGGUGUCAAAAUCGCUCUGAUUUGCCAUUUUGGGCACUGCAUAGUCUGCAGUGCAGUUCAGUGUGGUAAGCUUUUUGUUCGGAACGUUCUAUCUAGUACGUAGUACAUAUAUAUCGAUGAUUGUAUCAUUGAUUCAGGAGCUGAUCUUAACAUAAUGUCAAAACAAACUUUUGUUUCUUUAAAACGUCAACAAAGUCAAAUGUCACAUAAAUGUCACAGGAUUUUGUGGCAAGUCAAUACCCAUUAUGGGAAAAGUCAAUAUUAAAUGCAAUUUAAUAUUAAAUAAUAACACUGUCAGUGAAAAUAUAGUGUUCAUAGUCGCAAAUUUAGUAUGUCCCAAUGUCCUAGGUCUUCCUACUUGUGAAAGGGUCUUGGCUGUCUACCUCCUGUCUGUCACCUGAAACUCAAACCUGAUGCAGUACCAUGCGUGGAUCCUCCCAGGAGAGUACCAUUUGCGAUGCUUGGAAAGCUACGCGAGGAGUUGGAUCGCAUGGAGAGCAUGCAAGUCAUUGAAAAAGUCACUAAGCCUACAGAAUGGGUGAAUAGCAUAGUAAUUACGGUCAAAAGUUCAGGUCAGUUACGAAUUUGUUUAGAUCCUAGAAAUUUGAAUAAGAAUAUCAUAAGGGAAAUUUAUCCAAUAAAGUCAAUUGAUGAGAUAAGAUCUCAAUUAGUAGGAGCUGCUUGUUUUUCUCAUUUAGAUGCAUUUUCAGGUUUUUGGAUGUUAAGAUUAGAUGAAUAUAGUUCUAAUUUAUGUACCUUUCAAACACCAUUUGGCAGAUAUAAAUAUUUGAGAUUACCUUUUGGCAUAAAUGCAUCAUCAGAAAUAUUUCAAAGAGUUAUGAUGAAUUUGUUUGGUGAUUUAGAAGGAGUCUUGAUAUUCAUCGAUGACAUUCUAGUCUAUGGUCCAAGUGAGUCUAUACAUAAUGAGAGAUUACAUAAAGUAAUGCAAAGAGCUCGUCAAGUUAAUUUAAAAUUUAACAAGUCCAAAUGUAAAUUUCUAGUUUCUGAAGUCUGUUUUUUAAACGGUUUUAUUUAGCUCACCCUGUUUGUUUUAUUCUUUCUUGGGUCAAAUUUAGUAAUUCAAAUUUAAGUAUCUUCCUGUUGUCAGAUUGAUCUGAAAUUUGGUACACACCUUCAAUUCCGAUGACAAUACAAUAUAGUAAUAUCAAUAACAUUGUAAAUCCAAUAUGGCCGCCGGCACAAAAUGGCGGAUAACGCAGAUUUUAUCAAUGCCAUCAAUAUGGGUAUCAAAUGAAAGGGCUCAACAAGCAGAAUACAAUAUACUAUAAAAAAUUGAAAUCCAAGAUGGCGGCCGCUACAAAAUGGCGGAUAACGUAGGUUUUAUCAAUCCCAUUAAUAUGGGUAUCAAAUGAAAGUUCUCAACCAGUAGAAUACAAUGUACUAUAUAAAAUUAAAAUCCAAGAUGGCGGCCUCUACAAAAUGGCGGAUAACUUAGGUUUUAUAAAUCCCAUCAACAUGGGUAUCAAAUGAAAGGUCUCAACAAGUAGAAUACAAUUUACUAUGCAAAAUUGAAAUCUAAGAUGGCGGAUAACGUAGGUUUUAUCAAUCCCAUCAAUAUGGGUAUCAAAUGAAAGGGCUCAACAAGCAGAAUACAAUGUACUAUAAAAAAUUGAAAUCCAAGAUGGCGGCCGCUACAAAAUGGCGGAUAACGUAGGUUUUAUCAAUCCCAUCAAUAUGGAUAUCAAAUGAAAGUUCUCAACCAGUAGAAUACAAUGUACUAUAUAAAAUUAAAAUCCAAGAUGGCGGCCUCUACAAAAUGGCGGAUAACUUAGGUUCAUUUGAUACCCAUGUUGAUGGGUCUCAACAAGUAGAAUACAAUUUACUAUGCAAAAUUGAAAUCUAAGAUGGCCGCCGCUACCAAAUGGCUGAUAACAAUUUUUUAUCAAUCCCACCAAUAUGGGUAUCAAAUGAAAGGGCUUCACAAGUAGAAAACUGUCAGUAACUCCAGCGGGGCCCAACAGGGCCAAGGCCUGCCUGGGCUGCGAGAUUGUUCGAAAGAGUUACCGCGGCCCUGGUACAUAAAGGCCUACGACGGAACAAAACGGUUCUUAGUCAAGAGUCUGGCACUCCCUCACCGCUGCUGACCCACAGCAGGAGAGGUUAUGUGAUGAUUUUUGGGGUCGUUAAAAAAAAAGUAUCUGGAAGGGCUAUGUAUUGAGGAAUUAGAUUGUAAUAAAUUGUCAGGUAAGAGACCGUGUAAUAAUGAUGCACUAAAUGAAUUAGAUAGAAUGAGGAAUAUUCGGUAGGCAUUUUCAUUAAAUACUAAAAACUAGAAAAUAAAAAAUCGGUAAAAAAACUUUUAAGUUAAACGGUUUUAUCUUAUGUGCACUGAAAACUAGAAAAUAAAAAAAUAAAUACUUACCUGUCAACCUACGUAGGUGGUCCCGGUCAUAUUAGACUAAAAUAAAAACGUGGGGCCCCUGUGAAAUCCUAUCUAUGGCAAAGCAUAUCUUUAUACUUUGGUAGAUCAUGAGCUACGGCUGAUUAUUGAUUGUCAAAAUCUCCAGUUACGAUUAUAGUAAGUCGAUGUAAUCCACACCUAUUAUACCUCUAGAAGAGAGUACUACAGCAAUAGUUAAUGGGCCCCACGUUUUUAUUUUAGUCUAAUAUUACCGGGACCACCUUCGUAGGUUGACAGGUAAGUAUUUAUUUUUUUAUUUUCUAGUUUUCAGUGCACAUAAGAUAAAACCGUUUAACUUAAAAGUUUUUUUACCGAUUUUUAGGUUAUGUCUUUAGUAAAGAUGGUGCAAGGGUUGACCAAGAAAAAGUAAAAGCAAUUGUCAAUAUGCCUACACCACAAAAUGUCAAAGAAUUGCAAAGAAUAUUAGGUAUGAUCAAUUAUUUAGGUCCCUUUAUUAGCAAUUUGUCAGAAAAAACUCAAAUUUUAAGAAAUCUUUUGAAAAAAGAUGCAGUCUGGUCUUGGGAUGAAAAUCAUAAUAAAUGUCUUAAGAGUUUAAUAGAUGAAAUUACAAAGUCACCGGUUUUAGCUCACUAUAACCCCAAUAUUCCAUUAGUCUUGUCAGUAGAUUCGUCUAAGUCAGCAUUGGGAGCAGUCAUUUUACAUAAUAAUAAACCCAUUGCUUAUAGUUCAAAAACAUUAACCACAACUCAGUCUAGGUAUGCUCAAAUUGAGAAAGAAUUGCUUGCAAUUCAAUUUGGUUGUGAAAAAUUUCAUCAGUAUGUAUAUGGUCAUAGAGUCACAGUUCAUACAGAUCAUAAACCAUUAGUCUACUUAUUUGAUAAACCAUUACAUGAUGUACCAGCUAGGUUACAGCGAAUGAUGUUAACUUUACAAAAGUAUGACUUGAAAGUCAUACAUGUCCCAGGUAAACAAAUGUUUAUAUCUGAUACCUUGUCUAGAGCUGCCUUAAAAGAUUAUUAUAUACCAGAAAAUGAGUCAGAAAUAACUUGUCAUGUCAAUUUAAUGUAUUCAAAUUUAGCAGUCACUAAAGAUUACAGCACAAAAUUGUCACAACAUACUAAUAAAGAUGAAAGUUUGCAAUUGUUAAAGAAAUAUUAUUAUGAAGGUUGGCCAAAAAGUAAAAGUAAAGUCAGUCAAUUAGUCAAACCAUAUUGGAAUAUACAAGCUGAAAUUCAUGUCGUAAAAGAUUUGUUGUUCAAAGGUUCAAAAUUGAUAGUACCACAGUCUAUGUAUAAGGAAAUGUUGGAUAAAAUUCAUGAAGGUCACCAAGGUAUAAACAAAUGUCUUAAAUUAGCUAGAGAUUCUUUAUAUUGGCCAAACAUGUCAGUUGAUAUCAAAAUUUAGUAGAACAAUGUCUUAUAUGUGCAAAAUUCAAACCUUGUAACCAAAAAGAACCAUUACAAAAUUUUGAGAUUAAUAAAUAUCCAUGGCAACAAGUUGGUAUUGAUUUAAUGUAUAUUGAUAACCUUUCUUAUUUAAUUGUUACAGAUUAUUACUCUAAAUACAUAGAGAUAGCUUUGUUAAAUAAAAAUAGUACAGCCAAAAAUGUAAUUACACAUUUAAAGUCUAUUUUUGCCCGUCAUGGUAUACCUUUGUCAUUAGUGUCUGACGGUGGACCUCCUUUCCAAUCUUUAGAAUUCAAGAAUUUUUUACAUGAAUGGGACAUAGAACAUAUUAUUACUAGCCCAUAUCAUGCACAGUCAAAUGGUCAAGCAGAAAGUUCAGUCAAAAUUGUAAAAAAUAUGUUGAAAAAAUGUAAAGAAAAUUCGUCUGAUCCUUAUAUAGCCUUAUUACAAUAUAGAAAUACACCUAAAAAUAAUUUACCAUCCCCAGCACAACUGUUAAUGUCUAGGAAUUUAAGAGAUAAUGUUCCAAAGUCAUAUAAAAAAUUAAAACCAAAGGUUUUAAAAUUUAAAGAUUACAAAGAAUGUGUAAACAAGAAUAAUGUCAAUAAGUCAAAAUAUUAUAAUAGAAAUUCUAAGCCUUUGUCAUUGUUGUAUCCUAAUGAUCAUGUCUACUUUAAAAGAAAACCAAAUUAUAAUUGGGAACAUGCCAUUGUCAAGCAAAGGCUGGAAAAUAAUAGGUCAUAUGUCAUUGAGGAUGUCAAUGGAGUUAGGUAUAGGAGAAAUAGAAUUCACUUAAGGCUUAAGUACUCUCCUAUGCUAUCCAACUCGUCGUCGUCGUCGUCAUCGUCGCAGGGGAGAGAGGAUGGUGACAGUCAGAAGGCUGGACCUCAAGAACUCUUCUCAAUCCUCAAGUAGUCAAAUUGUCACACGUUCAGGUCGAUUUGUAAAGCCUUCUCGUAGGCUAAUAGAAGAAAUAGAUUAAGUAUAUAAUUGUAAUCUAAAUUAAGUCAUAAUUAAGUAAAAACCUUUGUCUAUCAUAACUAUGUAUAAUAAAGUCAAUUUUUGUCAAGUCAGUCCAUAGUCUUAAGUCUAUUGUUUGUCAAGGGUUAAUUUAAACUUAACAGGGGGGAUGUUGUAACAUCACUAAUUAGUAUUACUAAUUAGUAUGUCACUAAUAUAAUAACUUCCGCUAUGAUCUGUCAUCUGUCAUUUUUCUAUAUCCUUUGUAUUUUCGACUAUGUAACUGUGGUGCAGUGAACUAUUAUAAUUGUGUGUUGUGAAAUAAAACUCAAGUAACCCAAGA
Messenger RNA from Helicoverpa armigera (cotton bollworm), 7514 nucleotides. RefSeq lists its product as uncharacterized. The coding region runs from base 274 to 1767 and encodes 497 amino acids. The transcript is spliced from 2 exons. The record is from RefSeq and is a predicted model, not a curated record. Lineage: Eukaryota; Metazoa; Arthropoda; Insecta; Lepidoptera; Noctuidae.